This is a messenger RNA of Diachasma alloeum, 1200 nucleotides long. RefSeq names its product peflin (gene Pef). Gene Ontology annotation, biological process: COPII vesicle coat assembly. The record is from RefSeq and is a predicted model, not a curated record. Gene Ontology annotation, molecular function: calcium ion binding. Bases 396 to 968 code for a protein of 190 amino acids. The transcript has 4 exons. Lineage: Eukaryota; Metazoa; Arthropoda; Insecta; Hymenoptera; Braconidae.
AGUAGUUUCGGGCACUCAUUUCGGGAAAUUACAUGUAAAUAAUAUAGUUCUAGCAGAAGUUUUCCCUUCUCAGGGUACCCCCACUCCACGUGAUUCCCACCUGUAUCCGUGUCUCCCACUUCUGAAAACGAAGGGAAAGAUUCUACUGAAAGGCCUAUACAUAAAUACGGUGUCAUUUUUGAGGGCUCAAAUGUAUAUUAUUGUGAAUGUCAAUAUUUAUUAAAAUUUUUCAUUAUUUUCCCGGAGAUUUAUCACUUUGAUGAGGGGAAUAAAUAUUUCUCCUAGAUCGCCAGAAUGGAAAGUUUUAUAACUGCACUCAUUAAAUAAUUAACCAAUAAUUUUAUGUAGUGAAUUUGUGUUCUAUACAAGGAGAAAAUAAUUUUGAGGAGUUCUAAAUGGCAUAUCCGAAUCUUGGACAUAUGCAGGGUGCAAUGUACGGUGCCACUGCCAGCGGUCAAAUAUCUCCAGAAGUUGAACAAUGGUUCCAGGCAGUUGAUAGGGAUAGAAGUGGUAAAAUAUCAUCAGGCGAGCUAAGAUCAGCUUUGGCUAACGGUCAAGGAGGAUCUUUUUCGGAUACAGCUUGUAAAUUGAUGAUUGGAAUGUUCGACAAAGAAAAAACUGGAAUGAUCAAUCUCGAAGAAUUCCAGGCUCUUUUUAACUACAUCAACGCCUGGCUAGGAGUGUUCAAAGGAUUUGAUCAUGAUAAUUCAGGAAGUAUUCAAGAACAUGAACUCUCAGCUGCAUUCACGCAAAUGGGCUACAGGUUUAGCUCUGAUUUUAUUAAAUAUUUGAUUCAGAAGAGCGAUUUCAAUCACACAGGAAGCAUCACUGUGGACCAAUUUAUUGUCUUGUGCGUGCAGAUUCAGAAAUUCACAGAGGCAUUCAGAGCACGAGACACACAGCAAACAGGUGAAAUAACAAUUGCUUUUGAAGAUUUUCUAUCAGUUGCAUUAAGCUGCAGUGUUUAAUUCUUGCCUUGAAAUGUUACUUUUGAAUGAAGAAAAAGAAUCGCUUCCGCUCGUUUUCCUACCUGUACUAAUUUAUAGUUUUGUUUUACACGCAAAAAAAAUAUCAUUAUUCAUCAAUUAACAAGUGGUUUGAAUUAGCUCUUAUUGAUGAAUAUAUGCAUAAUAAUGUUAAUGAAUUUAAUGCAAUGUAUUUAUUAAAAAUUGAGAAAUAAAAAAAUGAAUGGAUCAAAAA